UUGUAUUUUAAGAAUCGGUCAAACUGCAUUUAAAAUGGAGUCCGAUAUUAAGAAGUUUUAUGAAGACAAAACGAUUUUUUUAACUGGUGCCAGUGGAUUUUUAGGAAGAGUUAUCAUUGAGAAACUUCUGCGUGCAACAGAAGUAAAGCGUAUUUAUGUGUUGAUAAGACCCAAACGUGGCAAGGACACACAGGAGCCCAAGCCGAACAUAUUGGAGCGCGUGCCCAACGGAUCGCGAUCUGCUGAUCGCGCGGCAACUGUCAACUUUGCGGAGCCGCUGCAUGUGGCAUUGGACAUCAAUACGCGUGCCACUCACCAGAUGCUGCAGCUGGCCAAGCAGAUGCACCGUUUAGUGGCAUUCGUGCACGUAUCCACGGCCUUUUCCAACUGUGUGAUCCACCACAAUACGGAACGCUAUUAUCCGGAGCACUUGAGCUGCAGCGCUGAAAAGGUGUUGGCACUAAGGCAAAUGCUGGGAAAGGACACGGAUUUGUUCGAUAAGAUGGCUCCCGUGCUGCUCGACAGGUUUCCCAAUACAUACACCUAUACAAAGGCUCUGGCAGAGCAGUUGGUCCAGACGGAGGCGGGGGAUUUGCCGGUGUGCAUCUUUCGGCCAGCUUCCAUUGGGGCGACCAAUAAGGAGCCUAUUUCCGGCUGGAUGGAUAACAUGUACGGACCGCUUGCUGUAAUCCGCGGCAUGGUAUAUGGUGUUUUACGUGUUGUCCCGGUCAAUGUGAAUGCUGAAUCCAACAUUGUACCCGUGGACGGGUGUGCCAAUCUGGUGCUGUCCUGUGCCUGGCGCACGGCCAUGGAGGCGGCUCAGCGCAAAGAACAGAUCACUGGAAACCCUCCCGUCAUUUACAACUUUGCGCCUAGCGGUGAAAAUGUAGUUAAUAAUGCGUAUAUCAUAGGCGCCGUGAAAAGAAAACGUCACAUUUUUCCCGUAACCCUGGCGAAAUUGUACCCCUUCAUGCACGCCACAACCAAACCCAGGCUGUUCAAAUUGGCAGCAAUCUUUUAUCAUCUGCUGCCCGCCUACAUCAUUGAUCUAUAUCUGCGCCUGCGCGGUCAGAAGCCACGCAUGGUGGCCAUUUACCAGAAGAUCCACAGGAAUAUGGAUGUGAUCCAGCACUUUAUGAUCAACAACUGGAGCUUUGAGACAUUUAAUACGGAUCGGCUGUGGGAAUCUAUGUCUGCAGCGGAUCAGCAGCUCUUUGACUUCGAUAUGCAAUCCCUGGACUGGGACAGCUAUUUUGAUCGCUUAUUUUUCGGCCUGCGCACCUAUCUAUGCAGAAAGGAUUCAAGUGAGGAGUCCAUUAAGUCCAUUAAAUGUUUAACCUUGUAA
Drosophila montana is the source of this 1345-nucleotide messenger RNA. Its product is annotated as fatty acyl-CoA reductase wat-like. The record is from RefSeq and is a predicted model, not a curated record. The transcript has 6 exons. Gene Ontology annotation, molecular function: alcohol-forming very long-chain fatty acyl-CoA reductase (NADP+) activity. NCBI's taxonomy places the organism in Eukaryota, Metazoa, Arthropoda, Insecta, Diptera, Drosophilidae. Bases 35 to 1345 code for a protein of 436 amino acids. Gene Ontology annotation, cellular component: peroxisome. Gene Ontology annotation, biological process: long-chain fatty-acyl-CoA metabolic process.